Messenger RNA from Clarias gariepinus (North African catfish), 2659 nucleotides. Its product is annotated as interferon-induced protein 44-like. The coding region runs from base 91 to 1182 and encodes 363 amino acids. Lineage: Eukaryota; Metazoa; Chordata; Actinopteri; Siluriformes; Clariidae. The transcript is spliced from 8 exons. The record is from RefSeq and is a predicted model, not a curated record.
CUCGAACUUUCAGGCUGUUGAUCUCUAGUUUCUCUCUGCUGGAGUUUCAUUUCGUUUUCUUUCUUCGGUUGACUUGUGUAACUGUUGAUCAUGGCUACUACUUCAUACUUUGCAAAUGUCCUGAAUCAAUCAAAAGAAGCUAACUCAAAGGAACCCCCUUCAUUUUCUUUUUCAGUACCUGCAACAAGUAAGAAGGAUAAUGAGACAAACAAACUACUUUUUACUUUGGGAAAACCAGCAGAUAAUCCAACCCAGGACAAAAAUAAGGACAGCACUUCUAAAAGCAAAAACAAAGACAAGGAAGUGACCAAAGAUGUGUGGCCAAAUUUACAUCUACUCGAGACUCCAUGGAGAUCAGUGAACUGGACCUCGGAAUCCAGGGAGGAACUGAUGGAGAAGGUUGAGUCAUACAAGCCGGCCAGCGGUGCUGUGUCUGAGGCUAGAGUCCUGCUUCUGGGUCCUGUUGGUGCAGGAAAGUCCAGUUUCAUUAGUUCUGUGCAGUCUGUCUUUUCUGGCCGUGUCGUGAACCGGGCCAUGGUGGGCUCAUCUGCCUCUGUAGGCUUUACAAAAAAGCUCCAGGCAUUUCCCAUCAGACGUAGUGGAGAGAGUUCAGACUCCACCGCUUUGACCCUGUGUGAUAUUAUGGGGAUUGGAGACUCAACUGGACUAAGCCUUUAUGAUGCGCUCUGUGUUGUUAAGGGACAUGUAAUAGAGGGACAUCAGUUCAGUGCUGAAGAGCCGGUGAGAUCUGACACCAUGGGCUUCAUAAAGAAACCCACCCUCAAAGACAAGAUUCACUGCGUGGUGUUUGUGGUGGAUGCAUCAAAAAUCAACACUUAUGCCAAAGGACUGAGCACCACAUUCCAGCAGCUUCGAGAACACAUCAGCAGCCUGGGUGUGCACCAGGUGGCGCUUCUGACUCACGUGGAUGAAGUGUGCACAGUCACGUCUCGUGACGUCAGCCAGGUGUACAGGAGCCGUGAUGUUCAGCAGCUGAUGGUGAAAGCCGGAGAGCUUAUUGGAAUGGCCACAUCCUACAUCGUGCCUGUGAGGAACUACUCCUCCCAGCUGGAGCUCGAUGACAACAUAGAUAUCUUACUGCUCAGUGCUGUCGACCACAUCCUGCAGUACGUUAAUCUGUACUUCCAGGACACCGCUGUGGACUAUAAAGUUACCAACUAGAAGGCAUUUCAUUUAUCGUUUUUUUAUUUUUUUUAUUCACUUGUUUAAUAGUCCGGGCCUGUUCUGUGUGGGAGUUAAUUUUGUGUAUUUUAAUUUGAAAUAACAUACAAAGCUAAUAACAAUAGGUAAAGUUUGGGGUGGUGUCAAGGGGGGCCCCCUAGUGGCUCAAAUAUGUCACUAUAUUAAGUCUUAAAUAAGUUAAAUGAAAACAUUCCGUGUACAGUACAAAUAUAGCAGCUGUGAAAAUUAACCCUCGUAAUAUAUGUUAAUUCCAUUGAUAAUGCGCUAAAAACAUUGACGUCCUUAAUAAGGCAUGCUUUUUUAUCUUUCUCGAGGCCUCGUUGAUGCUGCUGUAACAGUGAUAGUCAUAGUUUUCUGUAUCGUAGUACCACUUUCGGCCGCUAGUGGCGCUCUUUGUACUGCUCCUCUCAUCCAGCAAGGCUUACAUGACUGGAAUGUACUGUGUAUUAAUCUGCUUUGUGUCCUUUUGUUUCUAAGUUUUUAAAAUAUUUACUCUUUAUAAGAAGUUGACGUCUGUUUAUCCGCCUUUUAGGGCAUCAAAAUGCAGGACUCUCUAAAGUGGUAUUUUUUAAAGAAAUUACUAAGUAUAUGUCUUCUGUGAAGUUCUAACACAAAAUUAGUUUGUGCUUAACUUAAUGGUUAGCACUGUUUCCUUGGACCUUCAGGAUUAUGGUUCUCCCCGUGCUUGGUGGGUUUCCAGCGGAUACUCCGGUUUCCUCCCACAGUCCAAAGACAGGCCGGUAAGGGUAAUUGACAUUUCCAAAUUGAUCCUGAAGUGUGUGUCUCUGUCCAGGGUGUACCCUGCCUUAUGGACUAAGUUGACCAAGUGUUAAACUCCACCAAUGCCUACACCAACAGCUAAAAAACAUGUCUGUAAUAAAGUGGUAAUAGUAGUUCGUGUAAAUAAGUAUUUAAGUGCAAGAUGUUACAACCACAAUGUAUUCAUGGACCAAACCCAGCGAUCCCAGAAUAAGUUCCUGCUCCACAGUGCCAAAAAUCUGGAAACUGAGAUGGAUAGGUGGGUUUAAAAAAUGUUGAAAUGCUUUUAUUUCUAUACUUCUAUGUCAUGUCAUUAUUAUUUUUAGUUUGACUGCAAUCUUGAUUGCACUCUUUGUAAACAUUUUUUUAUAGGUAGGGAUGUGACCAUGACCUAAUGCAAUGUGAGCAUUGUAUUUUUUGUUUGCCUUGUCUUUUUGGUGUUGGUUGGCAUCCAUUAUAUUGCAUUCCCGCCACCAUGUGCCGCCUGUUUGUCCUUUUUCCUGAUUGCUUCAUUCCUUUAUAUGGUGUUUCAAAACAGUAUACAGAUAAUGAUGUCAUACUUCGCAUCUUCUUUCAUUUUGUUUUCAUUUUUCUCUUUUAUGAUCACAAAUAAAAACUUUAGUCAUGGAAGUUUAGCCUGUAAAAUGUUUAGCUUUACCAGGUGAGCUUAUCAAUAAAUAAGAACUGUUUAAAAAGA